Molecule: messenger RNA, 426 nt
Organism: Cladocopium goreaui
Lineage: Eukaryota; Dinophyceae; Suessiales; Symbiodiniaceae
Source: the annotation of a GenBank genome assembly
AUGGUUCCAGUGCUCUUCGUUUUGCUUCCGUUCCUGGCUGCCGCCAGCCCUGGCCUGCGUGGCGACGGCAACGCCUACGUGGACAGCGUGCAGUGCACCGGUGGCGGCGCGUUACCCGAGGACGUGUGCUUCAGUGGCAGUAUCUUGACCCAGACCUUCGACAUUCAGGUGAUCAGCUACGACGGUAAAACGGGCACAGUCAACCUGAAGGCGGACGGGUCAGUCAGUGCCCAGUGCGAUGGCGCAGAGUUCGAAAACCAGGAGAAUGCCAUCACCAUUGAGAACGACCAGGGCUGCGGUCUCAGCAACUACGACUACACGGUGAGGUACUGCCCGGAUCAGGACACACUGAUCGUGAACCUUGUCAAACCCUACAAUGUGAGGGUUGUUCUGAACAGCAAGUCAUGCUCAGCCGGGGAAGUUUAA